GGUGGGUAAAAUUUUGAGGACGACGACGAAAGAGUGUUUCAGUCACUACAGAAGCUGCGAAAAUUCCUCCCUUGUCGUCUCUCUAUCUAUUUUUCCUCUUCCUGCUUCUUCUUCUCUUCUGAGUAUAGGAAUGCUGUGGAGAUGGAAUCAACUAUGGAGAAUAUAACAGAAAUGGAGAGUGAGAGAGUUGAGCAGAGCACCAAUAAGGAAGUUGAGACUGAAGAGCAAAAUCAAGAUAGUGUUUUGGAAACUAAUAAGGAAAUUGAGACUGAAGAGCAAAGUCAAGAUAAUGUUUUGGAAACUAAUAAGGAAAUUGAGACUGAAGAGCGAAGUCAGGAUAAUGUUUUGGAAACUAAUAAGGAAAUUGAGGCUGAAGAGCAAAGUCAGGACAAUGUUAUGGAAACCGAGAAUAAGAAUCCAGGAGAGACAGUAGGAGAGGAAGAUCCCGUCAGGGAACAUAAAGAUUCUCCUUCUCCCAUGGUCAUUGAAGAAGGUACUACUCAUGCGUCUACCCUUGAGAAGGGGAACGAUGAUGAUUUACCAAAGAUUGAUGAUGAGAAGAAUUCCCAAUUAGGAACAAGCCCUCAUCGAAGUUGUUCUCCUUCAGCGGCUAUAGAUCCUGAAGAAGAUUUUAUCAAGCCUACUUUAGAAGACACUGUAGAACAUAACAUUGGGUCCAGCGAAGUAAGUUCAGAUAUCUUGAAAAAUGACAGAGAUUCUGUCAUGGUUGACAAAGAUACUGCAGUAGUCCAUGAAGAAACGACCACAACACCUAAUAGCAAACUCUCAGAGGACAAAGGAUCACCACAUCAUCAUGCUAAUACCGUGAUGGAGCAGGACAAAGGUGAAGAAGAACAUGACAUGACAUCCUCAGGAGACAACAACGAGAUUACUGUCAAUCCUGAUACCAAACUCUCGGAGGACAAAGGAUCACCGCCUCACCAUGCUAAUACUGUGAUGGAGCAGGAGAAAGUUGCAGAAGAACAUGACGUGAUAUCCUCAGGAGACCAUAACGAUUUUCCAGUCAGUACUGAAGCCAAAGUUGUUGAGGAGAACAAUGACAGGAUAGAAGUGAGCGAGGUUAACAAUAUGAUUUUGACUAACCAUGGAAGUGGACAGGCGGUUGAUCAUGAUAUAGAAACCACAACGGAGGCUGAAAAAGGGCCAGAGGUGGCAGGUUCUGAGGCCGUAUCAGAACCGGAGAAUAAGCCAUCCGAGCCUCUCAAAGAAACCUCAAUGAACGUGGACAAAGAGCCAGAGAUUCCUGCCACUGAAAAUUUGACAGACAAAAACUCUGAUGUCUUGACCGCUGGAGAUUCAGGAGACAAUGACAAAGGGUUAUCUCUCUUGCCCGCUACCCAAACUUCUUUGGAUCAUAAUGAAGGACUGGGUACACUUGAGGCUGAAGCCACGGAAGAUAUGAAAGUUGAUGGCCCUGAUUCUAAAUUGGUCACUGAUGCUAGUUUUGACUCUACUAAUAACAAGGAUGUGAAUGUCGAGGCUCCUACUAAUACUGAAAAGAAAGAUGAUUAUAUCGUACCUGAGAGAAAUAAUGCUGAUAAUGAGAAUGCAUUAGUGAGAAGCGAAUCUGCUCCUCCUUGUGUUGCAUCUUCCAAUUUAAAGUCUGAAGUGGAGGGAAGUGCAGAUUUGAAUAAUGGGGUCCAUAAAAUAGGUGAGGCACCACCCGGUUUUGAUGGGAGGGUAAUGAAGCGCUCUUUCCUCUUGGAUGAUAUGUCUGAUGGUAAUGAAUCUGGAACGGAGGAGGAUCAAUCUGCUUUUAUGAAAGAGUUGAGUAACUUUUUUAAAGAGAGAGAGAUGGAAUUCAAACCUCCAAAAUUUUAUGGGGAGGGACUAAACUGCCUUAAGUUGUGGAGAGCUGUAACUAGAUUGGGCGGUUAUGACAAGGUUACUGGAUGCAAACUAUGGCGGCAAGUAGGAGAGUCUUUCAGGCCCCCAAAGACAUGUACAACAGUGUCAUGGACUUUCCGAGGUUUCUACGAAAAGGCUCUUCUUGAAUAUGAGCGGCAAAAAGUCAUGGGGGGUGAACUUCGUAUACCCCUUGCUUCUGAACCAGAAGCAAUGAAUAUUGAUAAUCAGGCUUCUGGAUCAGGUAGAGCGAGGAGAGAUGCAGCAGCACGUGCUAUGCAAGGUUGGCAUUCACAGCGUCUUAAUGGUAACGGUGAAGUUAAUGACCCUGCAAUUAAGGAUAAGAAUAUAGUUCUUCAUCAAAAGCGCGAGAAACAGAUAGGAACCACCCCUGGUUUGCUCAAACGCAAGAGGCCAUCGUCUACUGAACAUGGUGCAAAACAUGCCAUUCAAGUGUCUAAACCAAUGUUGGAUGUGACAGUUGUUGAUGUUGGACCACCAGCUGACUGGGUGAAGAUUAACGUGCAGAGGACGCAAGAUUGCUUUGAGGUGUAUGCAUUAGUCCCAGGACUUGUCCGUGAAGAGGUCCGAGUCCAAUCAGAUCCGGCAGGAAGGUUGGUAAUAAGUGGCGAACCCGAGAACCCUAUGAACCCCUGGGGAGCUACUCCUUUCAAAAAGGUGGUAAGUUUGCCGACAAGAAUUGAUCCGCAUCAUACAUCGGCUGUGGUAACCCUAAACGGGCAGUUAUUCGUUCGUGUGCCACUCGAGCAAUCUGAUUAGAAAACAUUUUACAGUUUAACCAAAGCCUUGAAGAUCCGAGACAGAGAGAGAGAGAAGAAGAAGAAGAAGAAAUGUUAGAAGUAGUUGUUGAGAGUCUUUAUUGUAUAUUAUGAUUGAGAGCAGCAUAACACAACCUGUGAGAGAGCCACUUUAGGAUUUACUUUGAUUUAGGCCCAUCUAGUUUGUGUUCUCUCUUCUCUUUGAUUAGAUUCUUAAAGUCACUAUUGUUUUGUAUCACAAGAUCUUUAAACCUCUUUGCCAUUGAGAAACACCAAUCUACAAACCUUUUUAUUUAUUUAUUUAUU
Messenger RNA from Eutrema salsugineum, 2951 nucleotides. Its product is annotated as AT-rich interactive domain-containing protein 3. The record is from RefSeq and is a predicted model, not a curated record. The transcript is spliced from 13 exons. Gene Ontology annotation, molecular function: DNA binding. The coding region runs from base 142 to 2646 and encodes 834 amino acids. Gene Ontology annotation, biological process: regulation of transcription by RNA polymerase II. Lineage: Eukaryota; Viridiplantae; Streptophyta; Magnoliopsida; Brassicales; Brassicaceae. Gene Ontology annotation, cellular component: nucleus.